AUUGUUGAGGUGGUAAACGUCAGGACAGAAGGAGUUCAUUCGAACGUUCAAUCAUUUUCCAAACAUUAUACAUACAAGGUAGAAGAAGAAAUUAAGGAUGUGGAGAUUGAAGAUUGCUGAAGGGCAAAAUGGGCCAUAUUUGUACAGCACAAACAACUAUGUUGGACGACAAACGUGGGAGUUCGAUCCAAAUGCUGGAACGAUAGAAGAACGGGCUGAGAUAGAAGAGGCCCGUCAACAAUUUUGGAAUAAUCGUCAUAAAGUCAAGCCUAGUAGUGAUCUUCUUUGGCGAAUGCAGUUUCUUGGAGAGAAAAAUUUCAAACAAAUAAUUCCAGCAGUAAAAGUUGAAGAAGAUGAAGAAAUUAGUCAUGAAGUUGCUACAAUUGCAUUGCAUAGAGCAGUUAAUUUCUUCUCAGCUUUACAGGCUAGUGAUGGUCAUUGGCCUGCUGAAAAUGCUGGUCCUUUGUUUUUUCUUCCACCUUUGGUCAUGUGUAUGUAUAUCACUGGGCAUCUAAAUACUGUAUUCCCAGCUGAACAUCGAAAGGAAAUUCUUCGGUAUAUAUACUGUCAUCAGAAUGAAGAUGGUGGAUGGGGUUUGCAUAUAGAAGGUCACAGUACUAUGUUCUGUACAGCUCUGAGUUACAUUUGCAUGAGGAUCCUUGGAGAAGGACCAGAUGGUGGCGUAAACAAUGCUUGUGCUAGAGCAAGGAAAUGGAUUCUUGAUCAUGGUAGUGUCACUGCAAUUCCUUCUUGGGGAAAAACAUGGCUCUCGAUUCUUGGAGUUUUUGAAUGGAUAGGAACCAAUCCAAUGCCACCUGAAUUUUGGAUUCUUCCAUCUUUUCUUCCCGUGCAUCCAGCAAAAAUGUGGUGUUACUGUCGAAUGGUCUACAUGCCGAUGUCUUACCUCUAUGGGAAGAGAUUUGUUGGUCCAAUCACGCCUCUCAUUUUGCAACUGAGGGAAGAGUUAUAUGAUCAACCAUACGAUGAAAUUAACUGGAAGAAAGUGCGCCAUGUAUGUGCAAAGGAGGAUCUCUAUUACCCUCAUCCAUUGGUUCAAGAUUUGAUGUGGGACAGUCUCUACAUAUGUACCGAGCCUCUAUUGACCCGUUGGCCUUUCAACAAGCUGAGAAACAAAGCUCUUGAAGUUACCAUGCAACACAUACACUAUGAAGACGAGAAUAGUCGAUACAUCACCAUUGGAUGUGUUGAAAAAGUAUUGUGCAUGCUUGCUUGUUGGGUCGAGGAUCCUAACGGCGAUUAUUUCAAAAAACAUCUUGCUAGGAUCCCUGAUUAUUUAUGGGUAGCUGAAGAUGGAAUGAAAAUGCAGAGUUUUGGUAGUCAAGAAUGGGAUACCGGUUUUGCUAUUCAAGCACUAUUGGCCAGUGAGAUGACUGAUGAGAUAGCAGAUACUCUUAGGAAAGGACAUGACUUUAUAAAACAAUCUCAGGUGACGGACAAUCCUUCUGGUGAUUUCAAAGGGAUGUAUCGACAUAUCUCAAAAGGAUCGUGGACUUUUUCAGAUCAAGAUCAUGGAUGGCAAGUCUCUGAUUGCACUGCUGAAGCAUUAAAGUGCUGCCUUCUGUUCUCUACAAUGCCUCGUGAAUUAGUCGGUCAGGCAAUGGAACCAGGGCGACUGUAUGACUCGGUGAAUGUUAUUCUUUCAUUACAGAGCAAAAAUGGCGGUUUAGCAGCAUGGGAACCUGCAGGAGCCUCUGAAUAUUUGGAGCUGCUCAAUCCUACUGAAUUUUUCGCGGACAUUGUCAUUGAGCAUGAGUACGUCGAAUGCACUGCCUCAUCAAUUCAAGCACUUGUUCUGUUUAAGAAGCUGUACCCUGGACACAGAACCAAGGAGAUUAACAUAUUCAUUGAUAAUGCUGUUAAAUAUCUUGAAGAUGUACAAAUGCCUGAUGGUUCAUGGUAUGGUAACUGGGGUGUUUGCUUCACAUAUGGUUCCUGGUUUGCUCUUGGAGGGCUUGCUGCAGCAGGCAAGUCCUACAACAACUGUGCAGCUGUUCGUAAAGGCGUUGAAUUUCUGCUAAGAACACAAAGGUCCGAUGGUGGCUGGGGCGAAAGCUACCGUUCUUGCCCAGACAAGAUAUAUAGAGAACUCGAAACAAACGACUCAAAUCUUGUACAAACUGCAUGGGCAUUGAUGGGAUUGAUUCACUCUGGCCAGGUUGAUAGAGAUCCGAGGCCCCUCCACCGCGCAGCAAAGCUGUUGAUUAAUUCUCAGAUGGAAGAUGGUGACUUCCCACAGCAGGUAAUCACUCU
This is a messenger RNA of Solanum stenotomum, 2271 nucleotides long. Its product is annotated as beta-amyrin synthase. The record is from RefSeq and is a predicted model, not a curated record. NCBI's taxonomy places the organism in Eukaryota, Viridiplantae, Streptophyta, Magnoliopsida, Solanales, Solanaceae. Gene Ontology annotation, biological process: triterpenoid biosynthetic process. Gene Ontology annotation, cellular component: lipid droplet. The transcript is spliced from 18 exons. The annotation marks the transcript as partial. Gene Ontology annotation, molecular function: beta-amyrin synthase activity.